AUGGGGAACUACACCGAUCUCCCUCCCCACGAGAGACCAGGGUAUACCCAGUCCGCCUCGUUCGCCCAUCCUGCCACCACGGCAGCCAACUCGGCCGGCGUCGCGUAUGCGCAGCCGGGCAACGUCCAGUAUGCGCCGACCGCGCAGGGCUUUGCCUAUACCGCAACGUCGGCAUCGCAUAACGCGCCCACGCGCACCCCGACAGCGACAGCGAAGACCAACGGCGCUUUCCAGUAUGCGAGUCCGCCCACGAAUAUCCAGUAUACCGCGAAACCUGUGGGCAGCAACAACCAGCCGCCGCCAGUCGUGCGGCACAACUCCCAGCCCAUAAGCCCUUCCUACCCCCCGACGCCCCAACUUCAGUACACAGCCGUGCCGCAGGCUCCUUCCUCACAAUCGCAGUAUGCAACGCAAGCUCCCCCAUCGCAGCCUCAGUAUGCAUCGCACGCGCCGCCUCCGCAGUCCCCGUACGCAUCACAGGCCCCUCCAUCGCCAUCUCAGUAUGCGACCAUGCCACAGGCUCCUCAGCCGCCCCCAGCCGACCAGUCCUUCUACCCGCCUCCUCCCAUGGGCAGCCACUCGCCGCGCCCUGAUCAUCACCGAGCUGCUUCUUACUCGGGGCCAAUGAGCACACACGACGGCCGUAAUGUAGUAGAGAUGCGUCCACAAGGUCACCUUGGCGCAGGCGACAGGCCAGAUGGGCUGCGCAUGGAUAGGCUGUCCGUCAGCGGGAACAGACCCGAUAUACAAACCAUCAUUCCAGGAGGCAUGCCUGGGGGAUUCCCCUCCGGACUACCGCCGCCGAGUCCUCUGCUCGAAGCGUACCAUGGAACGUAUCAGUCCAUCAGUCCUAUGCCUCAGGCGCUGAUGCUAGAUGACGAUCUUGACCAUCUGCCUCCUCUCGAUACCCUCUCCCCUCGUGAGUCUGGUCAUGGCCGCCGCCGCCGUGCUCAUUCUACCUCCUCGCGACGAACGCCCAGCCCUUCGAGGUCCUCACGGCAUACCGACAAGCUGGCAAUGGCCGCAUAUGGCCGCGACGAGCGCCUUCCCGAAAAGGAGAAACGAAAAGCGAGAAUAUACGAUGCCACUGACGACGCUCUAGCGCUUGUCGACGCACUGGCGGCGCGAACGCCGGAUGUGGAGACUAUAUGCGAAAUCCUCCCAAUCCUCACACACGACCAGAUGCUCGAGUUGCGAGCCGAGUACAAGCGACACUGCAAAGUACAAGGCAGGGGUAUCAACAUCGCCAAACACAUCAAGUUGAAGACCAACGGUAAUUUUGGCAAAAUUGCCUACGUGACGGCCCUAGGCAAAUACGAAGGCGAGGGCUACUGGGCAAACUACUGGUACCAGUCCAACUCGGCGAAGAGAGAGCUCCUCAUCGAAUCGCUAAUGGGUCGACAAAACCACGAGAUCCGCGAAAUCAAAGAUUCAUUCAAAGACAAGCGCUACAGCGACUCCCUCAUCCGCUGCAUGGACAAGGAGCUCAAAGCCGACAAGUUCCGUAAAGCCGUGCUGAUGGCACUGGAAGCCAAUCGGCAGGAAGAAAGUGAUGUGUGGCCGGUGGAAUAUCGCAAUCGCGAUGUCGAUACCCUAUACAAAGCCAUCCGAGCCAGGGAAGGCGGAGAAAGUGCUAUGCUCAGUAUUGUCAUCAUGCGAAGUGACGCACAUCUGCGCGAGGUGCUAAGGACAUAUGAAAGAAAGUACCAAGGCAAUUUCGCGAGAGACGCUCUCAAGAAGAGCAACAACUUGGUUGGUGAAGUCAUUGCGCACAUUCUCAAUGGCGUCAUCAACCGUCCUGCAAGAGAUGCCAUGCUCCUCCACCACGCUCUCGUCGACCUCAUGGAGCCCGCAAACGACGGCCGCUCCUCCAACAGUCGCCUAUCCUCGCGCGAAGCAACAUCCAGCAAGCAUGAACGCCAACAACGGGUCGAACUACUCAUCUCGCGUCUUGUGAGAUUACAUUGGGACCGGCAGCAUCUUCUUAGAGUUAAGGCGGAGUACGAGGAGAAGUAUGGUCGUGUCGUGGAGGAGGAUGUGGAAGAGGCCACCAGAGGAGACUUCCGAGAAUUUGCCCUUGUCAUUUGCCAGACUGCGAGAUAG
This is a messenger RNA of Alternaria infectoria, 2103 nucleotides long. RefSeq lists its product as uncharacterized. The record is from RefSeq and is a predicted model, not a curated record. Gene Ontology annotation, molecular function: calcium-dependent phospholipid binding; calcium ion binding. Lineage: Eukaryota; Fungi; Ascomycota; Dothideomycetes; Pleosporales; Pleosporaceae. The coding region runs from base 1 to 2103 and encodes 700 amino acids. Gene Ontology annotation, cellular component: cytoplasm. The transcript has 2 exons.